AUGGGAGUAACAAAAAAACCUGACUUAAAUGAUCCUGUAUUAAGAGCUAAAUUGGCUAAAGGUAUGGGUCAUAAUUAUUACGGGGAGCCCGCAUGGCCCAACGAUCUUUUAUAUAUUUUUCCAGUAGUAAUUCUAGGUACUAUUGCAUGUAAUGUAGGCUUAGCGGUUCUAGAACCAUCAAUGAUUGGUGAACCGGCAGAUCCAUUUGCAACCCCGUUAGAAAUAUUACCUGAAUGGUAUUUUUUUCCUGUAUUUCAAAUACUUCGUACAGUGCCUAACAAACUGUUGGGCGUUCUUUUAAUGGUUUCAGUACCUGCGGGAUUAUUAACAGUACCUUUUUUAGAGAAUGUUAAUAAAUUCCAAAAUCCAUUUCGUCGUCCAGUAGCGACGACUGUCUUUUUGAUUGGUACCGCCGUUGCCCUUUGGUUGGGCAUUGGUGCAACAUUACCUAUUGAUCAAUCUCUAACUUUAGGUCUUUUUUAA
Messenger RNA from Ipomoea nil (Japanese morning glory), 483 nucleotides. Lineage: Eukaryota; Viridiplantae; Streptophyta; Magnoliopsida; Solanales; Convolvulaceae. The record is from the annotation of a RefSeq genome assembly.